GUAAAAGAGAAAUUUAUUGAAUGCGAUUUAUUUGCUUUUAUUAUUGUAGUUUUCUAGAGUUCUGAAAAUAACUGAGUUGAAGAAAGAGAAAACUGACAGAGUCGUUGGUGGGAGUACUAAGUUGGAGGGGGACUGGUGGAGAGAGACAGACAAAGCACCGUUGGAGCUGUUUCUUCUCCUAUUUGCUUUCUUCUACUGUUGAAGAUGUUUUCUCCUGGUUGCUUCCUCUGCUCUCUUCUCCCAUGCCCUUUGAAUGGUUGUAAAUCUUUGGCUCAUCACUCUCUUGUACGUUUGAUGUCUCUUGUAAGUUCUUUCUAGCUUCUGGGUGCUUGAUGAAUUUUGGGUUGAUUCCUGGAAUCUCUCAAAACCUUUCCAUGUCUUGAUAUCUUAAUUUCGUUGUUGGAUUUACCCUCCACAUUCCUUUGGUUUUUCAAUUUGGUCCCCUAUUUGGAUGCCUUUGAAUCUGGGGUCUUGAAUCUUUUGUGGGGUUGACACCUGGGUUCUGUUGAAUUUCUGAGUCCACACUCUACAAUGGGUGAGGGCUGAAUCUGAAAUGAGGCCUUCAUUUAAGGGUCUUUCAAAGAUGCUAAAGCUAGCGUUUCUCUCUCUUUAAUUGCAUUAAAGGUUCUAAAGCAAAAGGUUCUUCCUAGUACAGCCGAAGUUUGGAGUCUCCAUCAAUUUAUGCUUUACUUUGGGGCUUUUAUUUCUAUGUAACAUUAAUCAAACCCUUUUUGGGUUUUGGUUUGAACUUGUACUGGGUCUUGCUUUUCUGGGUAUUUGUCAGAUUGAUUCUGGAGAGAAUUAUCAGCAUUGUUACUCAUGCAUCUUUCACUAUGGAAACCCAUAUCCCACUGCGCAGCCCUUAUCAUGUACAAGAAAAACAGGAAAGGAGAUGGUUCUGGUUUGACCGAGGACGGUGUGGCAAAACCCUCAAUUCUCCGGCAAUUGCAAGAAAACAAGCUCAGGGAGGCUCUCGAACAAGCAUCUGAAGAUGGGUCGCUGGCAAAAUCGCAAGACAUCGAUUCCGAGACACCGAAUCAAGAUGGAAACCUUGGGAGGUCAAGAUCUCUUGCUCGGCUCAACGCCCAGAAGGAGUUCUUGCGAGCCACUGCACUCGCGGCGGAGCGAACAUUUUGCUCCGAAGAAUCCAUUCCUGACCUCUAUGAGGCAUUCUCCAAGUUCCUCACAAUGUACCCAAAGUUCCAAUCAACUGAGAGAGUUGAUCAGUUGAGAUCAGAUGAAUAUGACCAUCUCUCUGAUUCCUCUGCCAAGGUAUGUCUUGAUUACUGUGGCUUUGGGUUGUUUUCUUUCUGUCAAACUCUUCAGUAUUGGGAAUCAUCAGCUUUUAGCUUAAAAGAAAUAACUGCAAAUUUGGGCAAUCAUGCGCUUCAUGGGGGUGCUGAUGAAGGUACUGCGGAGCAUGAUAUUAAAUCUAGGAUUAUGGAUUAUUUGAACAUUCCUGAAAAUGAGUAUGGUCUUGUAUUUACUGUUAGUAGAGGGUCAGCAUUCAAAUUGCUAGCUGAAUCGUACCCGUUUCAAUCGAAUAAGAGGUUGUUGACCAUGUUUGAUCAUGAGAGCCAGUCUGUGAGUUGGAUGGCUCAGUGUGCCAAAGAGAAAGGUGCAAAGGUUCAUAGUGCCUGGUUUAAAUGGCCAACCUUGAAACUCUGCUCUAGGGAGCUGAGAAAGCAACUGUCAAUCAAGAAAAGGAGGAAGAAAGAUUCUGCAGUUGGGCUUUUUGUGUUCCCUGUUCAGUCUAGAGUUUCAGGAGCUAAGUAUUCUUACCAGUGGAUGGCACUUGCACAGCAAAACAACUGGCAUGUAUUGCUUGAUGCUGGGUCAUUGGGUCCCAAGGACAUGGAUUCACUAGGCUUGUCCCUCUUCAGGCCAGAUUUUAUUAUUACAUCAUUUUACAAGGUAUUUGGCUAUGAUCCCAGUGGGUUUGGAUGCCUCUUGAUCAAGAAAUCUGUAAUGGGAACCCUGCAAAACCAGUGCGGGCGUACUGGCUCUGGAAUGGUGAGGAUUGUCCCUGAUUUUCCCCAAUACCUGAGUGAUUCCUUGGAUGGUUUGGAUGAGCUUGUAGGAAUGGAGGAUAAAGGAGUCAACGGUAAUGACGAAUUGAUACCUGAGAAACCUGGAGGACUGCAGUUGCCAGCAUUUUCUGGUGUGUACACUUCUUCGCAGGUCAGGGAAGUAUUUGAGACGGAUAUGGACCAAGAUAACAGCUCAGACAGGGAUGGCGCAAGCACCAUCUUUGAGGAAGCUGAUAGCUUUUCAGUUGGGGAAAUGAUGAAAAGUCCAAUUUUCAGCGAAGAUGAGUCGUCGGACAACUCAUACUGGAUUGAUUUGGGUCAGAGUCCGUAUGUAUCUGAUAACUAUGGUCAAUUGGGCACCCAGAAAUCAGGCUCACCAUUGCAGCCCUCAGGGUUUUCUGGCGGGAGAAGCAAUAGACGACAAUCACCAAAUCUAUCAUCCAAAAUUUGUAAGAGCCCAUUGUAUGAUGACCAAAGGGUAAACCUCAAACUGCCUGAAGAUCCUGUGUUAUCUUUUGAUGCAGCUGUAUUGUCAGUGUCACGGGAGCUGGGCCGUGUGAAAGGGAUACCUGAAGAACAGUUCUCAGAAACGGACCCAGCUCCGAAAAAUCAUGAAAGACAUACAGAUCUCCGAAGUUCCGAAGAGAUUCAAGAAGAAACUGAAAUUAAAGAAGAAUCGAUGCGGGCAGAUUCCAAGUUGGGUUCCACUACAAAUGGUUUCAGACAGUCGAACCAGGGUUCCAGCUUUCGGAAUGCUAAUCCUGAGGAUGCUUCAACAUCUGCAAUUGGCCAAGACAGAAAAGAAAGUGCCAUUAGGAGAGAGACUGAACGUGAGUUUAGACUCUUGGGAAGGAGAGAAGGGACUGGAUAUGGUGGUGGUAGAUUUUUUGGUUUGGAGGACAGCGAUCAAGUUGGAAGCAUGGGUCGUAGGGUAUCUUUUAGUUUGGAUGAAAACCAAAAAGGAAGUUCAGGACACUCCUUCGAACCUGGAGAAGUAUUUGUGUCUGGCCUUGGUGAUGAGGAGACUGGAGGUGACGGAGAGUAUGGUGAGGGGCAAGAGUGGGGUAGGAGGGAGCCUGAGAUCAUUUGCCGACAUCUUGACCAUGUUAACAUGUUGGGUCUUAACAGAACAACACUUAGAUUGAGGUAUCUGACCAAUUGGCUUGUUACCUCGUUACUCCAGCUUCGGUUCCCUGGUUCUGAUGAAGGUAUGGGAAUGCCUCUUGUGCAAAUAUAUGGUCCUAAGAUCAAAUAUGAAAGAGGUGCAACAGUAGCUUUUAACUUGAGAGAAAGUGGUAAAGGAGGGUUAAUACACCCUGAAGUUGUUCAGAAGUUGGCUGAGAAAAACGGUAUUUCUCUUGGCAUUGGUAUCCUUAGUCACAUACGGGUAGUAGACAGCCCAAAACAACAGCAUCACGGUGCACUAAGUGUGGAAAAUACAGCAUUAUGCAAGCCAAUGACCAACAGUCGCCAGGACAGUAAAAAUGUGUUCUUUCGAGUUGAGGUUGUUACAGCCUCGCUGGGGUUUCUUACCAACUUUGAAGAUGUUUACAAGUUGUGGGCAUUUCUGGCUAAGUUUCUGAACCCGUCAUUCACUGAAGAAGACAGAUUAUCCACAGUCCCAGAGGAUUUGGAAAAAACAUAAUUAGAGAUUUUGUAUGAACUGUUGCCAGCAUUUUAAUGAGGUCAGACCUUACUGCUACCUUCUGCUGUUCCUUCAACAAAAACCUGCUUGAGUAAUGCCCAAUUUGAUAUAUAUUAGGACUCAGAUUUUGUUGCAAAUGCUGAAGCAAGGUGAAGAUGGUGGAAAGGUAUGGUUUUGUUAGGUCUGUUCUUUUUACUCUUCUUUAGGGGAUUUUUUUUUUGCUUGCAUAAGAAUUUGCAAUUUGUUUAUUCUCGUGGCAGUUUUUUUUCAAUGUAUUCUUUAAAUCCUAUUCUUAGUUUGAUACAUAUUUUCGUUCCGAGAUGGAUAUCAGUAAAG
Molecule: messenger RNA, 4011 nt
Organism: Ilex paraguariensis (yerba mate)
Lineage: Eukaryota; Viridiplantae; Streptophyta; Magnoliopsida; Aquifoliales; Aquifoliaceae
Source: the annotation of a GenBank genome assembly